Molecule: messenger RNA, 1065 nt
Organism: Iphiclides podalirius (scarce swallowtail)
Lineage: Eukaryota; Metazoa; Arthropoda; Insecta; Lepidoptera; Papilionidae
Source: the annotation of a GenBank genome assembly
AUGUCGCUGGCUCGACUCGCUGUAUCUGAUAUAUUUGUGCCUGUAGAGAUAGAUGAAAAUAAUAUUUAUUCUGGAAUUCGUAAAGUUCUUGAGACUAUUAAACCGAUUUGGUCUCAAGAAAAAAUAAACUUUAAGCUUUUCACUGAUGGUAUUACAAAUAAACUAGUAGCUUGCUACUUGAGCGAUGAAAUCACAGAGGGAGUCGAUAUAGUGCUUGUUCGUAUAUAUGGAAAUAAAACGGAUCUGCUUAUUGAUAGAACUGCAGAAAUAAGAAAUAUAACAACACUUAAUGGCCAUGGGUUAGCUCCAAAAAUUUUUGGGGUCUUUAAAAAUGGUUUGGUUUAUGAAUAUUAUCCUGGAGUUACACUCAAUGUUGACAUAGUUAGAGAUUUAAAAGUUGUUGCUAUGGUUGCCCAACAUAUGGCUAAAAUGCAUAAAGUAGAACUUGGUAAAGAAAUUACAAAAGAACCAAUGCUAUGGGAUAAAAUUGAACAAUUUUUGUGUUUAAUACCUGAAUCUUUUGCAAAUGAAGAAAAGCAGAUCAGAUUUGCCAGUAGUUUCGGAUCUGUAACAAGACUAAGGAUAGAGUUUGAACGCCUUAAGUCGAAAUUAACGAAAUCCGAGAGCCCCAUCGUGUUUGCUCACAAUGAUUUGCUUCUAGGAAACGUCAUCUACAAUGAGUCUAAAGGGAUGGUGUCUUUCAUUGACUUUGAAUAUGCUGCUUAUAAUUACCAGGCUUAUGAUAUAGCAAAUCAUUUCAACGAAUACGUGGGCUUGUCUGUGUAUGAUAUAGAUUACAAUAGAUACCCGGACAAAGAGUUCCAAAUGUACUGGAUUCGUUUAUACCUGUCCGAGUACCUUUGUCAAGAGAGCCCUGGUGACGCAGAAGUCGAGAAGGUGUACGUAGAGGUACAGCAGCUCUCGCUGGCCUCGCACUUCCUCUGGGGCAUUUGGUCACUAGUGCAAUACGAACUGUCCGAUAUCGACUUCGACUUUGCUACAUAUGCAGAAAUUCGAUUAAAUAGAUACUUUGAUCAGAAGGACAAAAUUUUCAAAGAAUGCAUU